Messenger RNA from Gekko japonicus, 1480 nucleotides. It is a transcript of the gene ATP6V0C, whose product is annotated as ATPase, H+ transporting, lysosomal 16kDa, V0 subunit c. Gene Ontology annotation, biological process: proton transmembrane transport. The record is from RefSeq and is a predicted model, not a curated record. Gene Ontology annotation, cellular component: proton-transporting V-type ATPase, V0 domain. NCBI's taxonomy places the organism in Eukaryota, Metazoa, Chordata, Lepidosauria, Squamata, Gekkonidae. Gene Ontology annotation, molecular function: proton-transporting ATPase activity, rotational mechanism. The coding region runs from base 378 to 836 and encodes 152 amino acids. The transcript has 3 exons.
CAUUUUGUCCUGCGGUGGCUGGGUAUUUAGAGCGAGCCGCGGGGGCAGUGGCGGAGCGGCGGGCGACCCAAGCGAGAGGCGGAGGGACUCAGCAGCGGGCGCCACUUCGCAAGCCCCCCUUCCACCGCGCGAAGGAAAAGAGAAACUGCAAGCGCACAGCCCCCCAAAAAAGAAGCGCCGUUCCGCCAUUUUUCCUGUGCAAACCGGCUCUUCCCGGGACGUUCCGUUGCAGGAGGCGAGGAGGAGGAGGCGCUGCCCGGUCCUUCUCCCUGAGCCGCGCUCGGUAGCCUCGUAGCCGCCCUCUCCUCCCCUUUCUUCUCUUUUUUUUUUCCUCUCCCCUUCCUCCCCCCUCGCCUUCCUCGUCGCCCGGCUCGGCCAUGGCCUCUCCUCCGGAAUACGCCUCUUUCUUCGCCGUCAUGGGCGCCUCGGCUGCCAUGGUCUUCAGCGCCUUGGGAGCUGCCUAUGGGACAGCGAAGAGCGGGACGGGUAUCGCAGCCAUGUCUGUCAUGCGGCCAGAGCUGAUCAUGAAGUCCAUCAUCCCUGUGGUCAUGGCGGGCAUUAUAGCAAUCUACGGCCUGGUAGUGGCAGUUCUUAUCGCCAACUCCCUCACAGAUACCAUCACGCUAUACAAGAGCUUCCUUCAGCUGGGUGCCGGUCUGAGCGUGGGCCUGAGCGGUCUGGCCGCCGGCUUUGCCAUCGGCAUUGUGGGCGACGCAGGCGUACGGGGGACGGCGCAGCAGCCCAGGUUAUUUGUGGGCAUGAUCCUGAUCCUGAUUUUCGCCGAAGUCUUGGGUCUCUACGGCCUCAUCGUUGCCCUUAUUCUUUCCACAAAGUAAAAAAGAAAAAAAUUAAUUUAACAGCGCCACAGAAUAAGAUGCGUGUAAAAAAAGAAAAAUAUCGGAAAAGAAAAACCCAGCUCCGGAAUGAAAGGGGUCUCUUUCUCUCUCCACACCACGUGUACAGUCGUCGUCAUCAGUUUGGUAGUUGACCUCUUGUAAAUGCGCAAUGUAUGUUAGUGACUCGUCCGUCCUGUGUGUAACUUCAAUAUUAAAAACCAACCCACCCACCCGGAUGAGCUCCCCUCCAGCCUUCUGCAGGAGACUCGAGGGGCGCUCAUGUGCAAUUUUCCAUCCAUUUUGCCAUUAGAGUACUUUAUGUAUAAAUAUGAACUAGAACUGUAAUUCUCUCUCUCUCUCUCUCUCUUCACUGGAUGUUUUAUUUAUAAGACUUGACAUGUUCAUACAUAAUGGAGCAACAGUUCCCAAUUUCCCAUGCGCUCUCUAUAUUAAUCUCAUAUAUAGGUAGAUAAUACACUGUGGGGUUAAUUGUUUAAGUGCAGAGAAAAAAAAAAUCCUUGGGUGUAACUUGAUUCUCAAGAUUGCUGUCGUGUCCUGGUAUUGGAGUGUGAGACUGUUCCGUGUUUAUACAGAUAACAGCAAAACUGUCUGAGGCACUCCUGUGUUCCCAGUAGUUGAAAAAA